This is a messenger RNA of Menidia menidia (Atlantic silverside), 1061 nucleotides long. The record is from the annotation of a GenBank genome assembly. Lineage: Eukaryota; Metazoa; Chordata; Actinopteri; Atheriniformes; Atherinopsidae.
CUAUUGCAGCCCUGCUGGAAGAUGGGGAGAGUCUUGAGGAGCUGAUGAAGCUUAGUCCUGAAGAGCUACUGCUUCGCUGGGCCAAUUUCCAUCUGAGAAAAGUUGGCAUGGAGAUAUCAAACUUUUCUGGGGAUAUAAAGGACUCGAAGGCGUACUUCCACCUGCUGGAGCAGAUUGCUCCCGAUGGCAGUAAAGAGGACGUUCCCCGGAUUGACAUUGAAAUGGCGGGUUUAUAUGAAAAGGACCUCACAAAGAGAGCAGAGUGUAUGCUGAAAGAGGCUGACCGUCUGAAAUGCCAACAGUUUGUAACUGCCACCGAUGUUGUAACUGGAAACGCCAAACUCAAUUUGGCCUUUGUGGCCACACUCUUCAACAAGCACCCGGCUCUCACUAAACCGGAGAACCAGGACUGGAAUCUUGAAAGUGAAACCAGGGAGGAGAGAACCUUCAGGAACUGGAUGAAUUCUUUGGGAGUCAGUCCACAUGUUCACUAUAUCUAUGGGGAUCUGCAGGAUGCCAUGGUGAUUCUUCAGCUGUAUGAGAAGAUUAAGGUGCCAGUGGACUGGAAUAAUAGAGUCAAUCUUCCUCCAUUCAAGGCAGUAGGAGGAGGCCAUUUAAAAAAGGACCUGUACGACGGAAACACGACUCUAACCCUGGCCCUGGUGUGGCAGCUGAUGAGGAGGUACACUCUAAAUGUGCUAGAAGACCUUGGGCAUGGAGAAGUUGCUGGAGAUGAUUUGAUUGUUUCCUGGGUGAACAAGACUCUAAAAGAAGCAGGCAAGAGUUCAACUAUCAAAAGCUUUAAGGCAAGUCCAAUCGGCACCAGUCUCCCUGUUCUGGAUCUGAUUGACUCCAUCCAGCCGCAGAGCGUGAACUUUGACCUGGUGAAAAUACACGAGCUUUCAGAUGAAGACAAGCUGGACAAUGCAAAGUACGCCAUCUCCAUGGCGAGGAAGAUUGGUGCUAAAGUCUAUGCCCUGCCUGAGGACUUGGUCGAAAUCAACCCCAAAAUGGUGAUGACCAUCUUCGCCUGCCUGAUGGGCAGAGGCAUGAAGAAGGCA